ACCGGCGCUGCCCCCAUCGGAACUGCCGCCGUCAGAAAAGAGUUCAGGCUACCGCAGGUGUCGCUGCCGAAGAAGGGAGCUACGUUUCUGUGAUUCUGACCGCUGGGAGUGCUUCUGUGACUUUCGAGACCACCGCUAAAGUUUUUGGCUGCUUCUGCCGUCCGCAUCUAUCGCCGAAAACAGCCGUUGAGUCCUCGAUGUUGGUAAGCUCUAACCCUGCUUUAGCUUCUUUAUCUGUUAAUUUCUCCAUUGCCAUGAGAGUUAUUGUUAAGGUUGGUUGUGCUAAGAGUUUAUCGCGAGUUGCCGUCGUUCUAGUCACCGGCUGUGGCGUUGGUGUUGCCAGAACCACCUCUGAUGCUACCGCUACUUGGUUCCCUCGAAGUUGCUGUGGUUACUGUGAAAGUGGCUUAGAGCUGAGGUUGCGGUUGUCGGUGAUUUCGGGUGAGAGAGAAGGUUCCUGUGACGCGUUUGGGUUAUGGUUUUGCGUAUUGAGGAUAUGGACGCUGAAGUCACGAAGAGUUUACCUAGUUGUUGUCGUGAUGUUUUGUAUUGCUUUAGUUAUUGAUUAUUGUUCCCUCGCCUUUAUUUUUAUACAUUCUGUAAGAGGGAUAGGAAUUGUAUUGGUUGAUGCUUGUAAAACUAUUUAAUAUAUAUAUAUACAUAUGUAUGUACUCUUUGUGAGUUUUUGUAAGUUGUAUUGUAUGUAUGGAUGUACGUUUCAUAACAAAUGUAUUUUGGAACGGUAUUGCGGUUUAAAGUUUUAAACAGGCGCAUAUUUUAGUAAUUAAAUAGUAUAAGAGUCAUCGUAAUAUCCGAGCCAUCAGAGUGGUGUAGCCAGAAGCGUGACUUGUGAUAGUUAGGGUGUUACACCAUGAGGUGACGAGAGGAGUCCGCACGAGCACAGGGUUCAACAAGCCAAGACAGAGGAGGCAGAGGUACAGACGGUGGAGGAAGCAGAUACUGGCGGCGUAGAGAUGACGUAGGGGAAUCGACAAGAGGAGUGAUGACUUUCAUUGGUUAUCGUUGUUUUGUGACCGCUGUGGUGAGUGUCCUAGUGAGGCAAGGAGGAGGGAGAAUAUGGAGAGUGAAUAGGUGAUAGAAGACGACAAGGUUGUGGUGGUCCUAGCAGCAGCAACAACGCAGCAGCCUCAAGUCUGAUUCUUUGAUGGUGGUCUUGGGUACCGGGACGACGAUGAUGCUUCUUCAACUAGGAGAUGAGAAAAACUGAAUAAGGAUAAACUUGAAAUUAUUAAUUUAAAUUGAGAGUAUUUUCAAAAGAAAUUAUUAGUUAAAUUUCAAUUCUCAUCCUAGAAAUUUUAGUCUCUGUAUCCCGACUUUUUGAAGGUACUAAAGAGACUAAAAUUUUGUCUCAGGACUAAAAUUUUAAUUUUAAUCUCUGACCACCAAAUAUAAUACUAAGUCUCAAUCCCUUAAUGCCAAUCCUAAUACCCCGCACCAAAUGUUACCUAAGUAUUCUGGCCUAACAAAAUUAUGUGUAAAUAUUAUUUUCUCAUGAACAAAAUUUUGUUACUUAUUUCAUUU
Messenger RNA from Arachis stenosperma, 1542 nucleotides. RefSeq lists its product as uncharacterized. Lineage: Eukaryota; Viridiplantae; Streptophyta; Magnoliopsida; Fabales; Fabaceae. The record is from RefSeq and is a predicted model, not a curated record. The transcript is spliced from 4 exons. Bases 198 to 647 code for a protein of 149 amino acids.